CUAUUUUUACUACUAAUGGCAUUUCAAACUGCCAUCGCCAGUUUGAUAACGAUCUGUCAAAAACGUAUGCUUUCAACGGCCGAAUAAUAUGGAUUGCUAUUUAUUAUAUUUGUAAUAAGUUUACCAGAAACCAGAUGUCACAAAUAAACUUUAAAGAAUAUCAAUAUGUUUGAAAUAAAUUUCCUGAAAACAAAACACCCACAUGUUACUACUGGGACCAUAAGAUUAACCAAAAAACGCGGAAUGAUAACGUAAGCGAUCAGAUCUGACUAAACUGGCAAAACAAACAAAAAAAUGCGCGGAUUUUGGAGGAAAAAAGGCUUAAAAGCUAAAAAGAGAGCUACAAAACAAACACAAACACAAAGGAGAAAGAGAAAACCACGUAAACGUAAAAAGAAUUGUUGCACUAGAUGCGUUCUUGGCAUUUGUAAUUGGUUUUGCAGACGAAUAAAAAGGCGUAUCAGAAGGAAGCUCUUUGGACCUCCCAAGAUCAAUCUCGAGGAAUUCGAAACAGCCGAUGUUAAUUUUGAUGCGAUCAAAGAUUAUUUUCCGGAGAAGAAACUUUCAAACCAAAUUAAAAACUUGUCUGUCCUAACAAUUUUUAAGAACCAUAAAAAGCUGUCGAAACUCAACAUUUCUUUGAGUCAUUUAGAUUUAAUAGAAGGCUUAGAAGCUGAAGAUUUGAAAAAGAAGUUUUCAAUAAAGGGAUCGAGAGGAACUUUAUUGGAACAAAUGGUAGAAGAUUAUAAGAAAGGCAAUCUCUCUUCGGCUGGUUUAUCGGAUAAAUCUAAGUUCAAUUUUAAAAAAUUAGAUAAGGAUCGAAUAAACAGUAUGUUGGAUGCAUAUAAAGAACAAAAAAUGAAAAGUAAGAUAUCACUUAAAUUGUUAAAUGUUAACGAAUUGAAAAGAAAGCACUCUCUCAGUACUUCUAAAGAGAAAAUCCUACAGAAAGUGAUUGCAGAUUACAAAAAAGGAAAAAUAUCACAAACUGCGAUGGUCAGCCUACAAAGACUUCGAAGUAAAAAGUUAAGUAAGGAGGAGUUAAAUAAAAUCUUGCAAAAUUACGAGAAAACUCAGAAAAAGAAACGUAUAACACUAUUUCCAGGACUUUCAAAAAUAAGCGAAUUCAAAAGUGCGAUCGGAGAUGCUGUAAAAUUUUCUUUUUGAGACUAUACAAAAUUUGCUAUAAGCGUUUUUAGAUUUUGUUUAUGAGAUACGUAAAUAGGAAAAGGAAUUGAUCUUUAAAGUAAUACUGAUGAUUUACGCUUUAUCGUUAUUUACAUGUCUAGAAUUAUACUUAACUAGUCAAACUCGGUCUGCUUUGCUGGCCGAUAUAUGAUUUGACUUUGAGUCUAUUGCUACCAAACUUCACAAGGUCACUCCAGAGGGUGAUUUUCAAAAAAUCUCUUGAAGAUUUCAUUGGAAUCGGUCCUGUUGUUUCGGAGUAUAGAACAUACAUUUAUCGACAUUUAUAUAUGUAUUGUGUAAAUAUUACUUAUUUUCGUAAAUAUUACUUAUUUAUA
Bombyx mori (domestic silkworm) is the source of this 1523-nucleotide messenger RNA. RefSeq lists its product as uncharacterized. NCBI's taxonomy places the organism in Eukaryota, Metazoa, Arthropoda, Insecta, Lepidoptera, Bombycidae. The record is from RefSeq and is a predicted model, not a curated record. Bases 295 to 1167 code for a protein of 290 amino acids. The transcript has 2 exons.